AUGCUUUUUAAUUUAUCUUAUACAAAUAUUCAAAUUAGAUAAACUUAAAACUAUACUUGUAUAUUGUAAAUUUACUUAAUUAAUUAUCAAUGUUAUAUUUUUUACUAUCUAGUAAAAUCUUUAAUUAAAUUAUGCUUAUUUUUAGGAACUCAAUUAUUUUAUUGUUAUUUUUUCCUUUAUGCCAAUUCAAAAAUUGACUUAGCAGAAAAUGUAAUUAACUAAGAAAUUAAGAAAUUAAUUGUUGUUAAAUAUAAUUUUAAUGAAAUUUUGAAAAUUACAUCCAAUUUAAAUAAUAAUCUAAUUGAAUAAAAAUCAAUCUAACGAUAAUUAGAAUUUUCAUAUAAAAGCACAUUAAGAUUAAGAAAUAGCCAAUAAAUACCUUAAUUAUUGUAGUUUCAAACCCAACUUAAAAUUUAAUUGUUAUUUGACAUUUAUAAAACAUAUAUACAAUUUAGAUAAUUUAGAUUCUUAAAUUUGUUUAUAAUUAUUUUGAAAUAAUAUUCUAGAUCUGAUAUUGUUAUUUAGACUGAUUAAAAUAAGAAAACCAAAUAAAAUAAAUAGAUUUAUACAAAGAAUUACGAAAAUAAGAUUUAAUAAUAAUUGCAUUAAUUAAAAUAGAUAAUUUUGUUGAAAAUAAAUGAUAUAAAAAUUCUAAAAUUUUAAGAAAUAUUUUUAUGA
Paramecium sonneborni is the source of this 678-nucleotide messenger RNA. The record is from the annotation of a GenBank genome assembly. NCBI's taxonomy places the organism in Eukaryota, Ciliophora, Oligohymenophorea, Peniculida, Parameciidae.